AUGGACGUGAGGUGGACUCCGUACACUGCAGCCGACAUUUAUGCCCGGGCACCGAGCGGCCUGUCGUCCUUAUGCCUGCGAGAUCACGAGUACUGGAUGACGAGGAAGCCGAUCCUUUACGACAUCCACGUCGAGGAGUACCACGUUCACCGGGUUAUGAGGCAGUUCGGUCUCUACCAGCAGACCCCGGUCCCGAUUGUGCACUCAGUGGAGGCCCACGUCCACAGGUGGACACGGCAGGGUCAGCCACCAGGCUCGCGGUGGGCCGACAAGGUCCGUCCUUACGUCGACUCUUGGGCCGUGGCCUUUGACGACGUCGUUUUCGAGGAUCCGCCGCACAGCGACGAGGCGUUCGCGGACUACCUACGGUGGUACCUGCCGAGGACGCGCACACGUGUCGUGCACGUUCCACCAGAGGGUCCGAUUGAGGCCGCAAGGGUGUCGGAGACGUACCCCGUAGUUCGAGAUCAGAACUUCGCCAUAGCGUAUGAUGUCAUACGAGCGAUUGAGUCCGAGGCUUCGUCGAGUAUGGGCCAGUACCAUGACAUGACGCCCGCCCAGCACCAGAGCACACUGCAGAAGAUCGUCGAUAUGUGCAAGCGAUUCCGACGAGCCGUGACCUAUCGUGAGGACGACACCUUCCUCCCACCUCGCAAGUAUCGGCAGGUGGGAGGGACAGACGAUGAUGAGGAGAUUCAGGAGGUAGACGACCUCGCGCAGAUGGAGUGGGUGAACACGUUCUUCUCUUCUGCACCGACGCAGGAGGUCGUCGGCACUUCACAGCUGGGGGGUGCCCCACUCGCGACGUAG
Molecule: messenger RNA, 810 nt
Organism: Panicum virgatum (switchgrass)
Lineage: Eukaryota; Viridiplantae; Streptophyta; Magnoliopsida; Poales; Poaceae
Exons: 4
Coding region: 1-810 (269 amino acids)
Source: RefSeq, a predicted model, not a curated record